Molecule: messenger RNA, 906 nt
Organism: Cyphomyrmex costatus
Lineage: Eukaryota; Metazoa; Arthropoda; Insecta; Hymenoptera; Formicidae
Gene: ND-23
Product: NADH dehydrogenase (ubiquinone) 23 kDa subunit
Exons: 4
Coding region: 161-787 (208 amino acids)
Biological process (GO): mitochondrial respiratory chain complex I assembly; mitochondrial electron transport, NADH to ubiquinone
Cellular component (GO): respiratory chain complex I; membrane
Molecular function (GO): 4 iron, 4 sulfur cluster binding; NADH dehydrogenase activity
Source: RefSeq, a predicted model, not a curated record
UAAACGUAGUCUGUGAUUACCGCACUAGUAUAUAUACGCUUGUAUAUACGCAAUUUACAGCUGAUUUUGUCAAUGUGUCGUGAUGAUUAUCUUCUAACAAAACUUGUAGACGAGCGUGAAUGAUCAAUCCUCUGAUUUUUAAAAAAAUUCGAGAGUAACAAUGAUGGGGCCUUUACAGAUAAUUGCGCGAACCGGAAAAAUCGCUCCAGGUUUCCUUAGGAUUGUACCAAAUGGUAUAAACAUAUGUUUGAGUCGAAGCCAAUAUUACUAUGUAAACAAAGAUAAGGAUAAAAACUGGACAGAUAUUAUGGAAGCUGCAAGUACACAUAUGCUUUUUCUUGAAAUUUUUCGAGGAAUGGGAAUUGUUAUGUCAAAUAUAUUUAGAGAACCAGCAACGAUAAACUAUCCUUUUGAAAAAGGACCUUUGAGUCCUAGAUUUAGAGGAGAACAUGCUUUAAGGAGGUAUCCUUCUGGGGAAGAAAGAUGUAUUGCUUGUAAAUUAUGUGAAGCAAUAUGUCCUGCACAAGCUAUUACAAUUGAGGCAGAAGAAAGGGCAGAUGGAUCUCGACGGACUACAAGAUAUGAUAUCGAUAUGUCGAAAUGUAUUUAUUGUGGCUUUUGUCAGGAAGCUUGUCCAGUAGAUGCUAUUGUUGAGGGUCCUAACUUUGAAUUUUCCACUGAAACUCAUGAGGAAAUGCUAUACAACAAAGAAAAGCUUCUAAAUAAUGGAGAUAAGUGGGAAUCUGAAAUUGCUAGUAAUAUCCAUGCUGAUCAUUUGUAUCGUUAAACAAUAUUGUGUUGUAAGGUAGUUUUAAUGAUCAGGUAAAAAAAGUAUGGAAUUAAAUAUUUAUCAAAGAAAAUUCCCUACUACUAGAUAUGUGAAUGUAUAACAUGUUCAAUCAAAUA